Aspergillus thermomutatus is the source of this 3096-nucleotide messenger RNA. RefSeq lists its product as uncharacterized. NCBI's taxonomy places the organism in Eukaryota, Fungi, Ascomycota, Eurotiomycetes, Eurotiales, Aspergillaceae. The record is from RefSeq and is a predicted model, not a curated record. The transcript has 7 exons. Bases 1 to 3096 code for a protein of 1031 amino acids.
AUGGCUCACACAAGGACCUCUGGGACAUCGGAGUUGACUCAGCUCCUCAGUAUGCUCAAUCCGUUGAUGUGGCAGUCCCAUCUCGGGCUGGACUUGCGAACUUUCCUCAUGAUGCUGAAAGGUGCAUUACCACCGACCAUCGUGAUUGCAAUGCACCAGAGUAGUGCUGUCGCGGACAUUACGACGACCAUUGGCUAUCUUGCAGCUUUAAUGUCCGUCGUGGCUCAAGCGUUAAUGCCUCGCGCGAAGUUCAUGAAGAUAAUGCUUUUCAAUCUCCUAGCAGUGUGCGUGGCUGCAUCUCUCUGCUGUCUCGCAGUUUUCUCCGCCGUGAAAGCGAGAGAACACAGUACGACCCCAGAUGCUAGCGAAAGUCAGAAAACUGGUUACAAUAGCGACGCGUGUGCCGUGUCCGCGAUAUGGUUGAUAGUCAUGAUCUGGGGAGCGAACACUCUUCGAGCAUGGAGACCUAUCGAGCUGCAAGACACAAUGGUUGCUUUCUCUAUCUUUUCCUGCGUCACAUUGACCCGUGGCGGGACAUUCGUAACGGUAGAUGAGGGCUUGGAAUUCAUAGCAAGAUUACUCAAAGGUUUCCUACUUGGUUUUGCAAUUGCCACUGGUGUUUCGCUCUUCAUUCUGCCUAACACCAGCAGAGGAAAUGUCUUCUACGAUAUUCAGAGCUACGUGGCCCAAAUAGAUUCCCUUAUGCAGGCCCAAAUUUCAUUUGUGGAGGGAACCUCCUCGGGUGAAGCAUGGACAGGGAUUCGAGGACUAUUGCAUCGAACACGGACAGCCCGAAGUGUGCGCGAUACGGACAAAUCCAAUUCCGAAUCGAAUCUGGAACAGAAAAAGAGAGGAUUGACAGACACGUUAACAAAAUUGAACGCCUUGCACGGCAAACUGCAGGCCAACCUAUUCUACUCUAAGGACGAAUUUGCUUGGGGCAAACUAUCUGCAGACGAUCUCAAUGACAUCAAUAAUCUUCUUCGGGGUCUUCUGUUACCGCUUUCGGGAAUGGCCAUGUUGCCAGAGAUUUUGGAGAUGAUCGUCAAGAAUGAAAGUCCUCGUGAAGCCGGCAGAGAGCUAUUCGAACCCGCAGAGAAGGAGGCUCUGAAGCUCUCAGAGAUACAGAACGUUGUUGAGACUUUGCAUAGACGGCUGGUGGAUUCCAACCAGCUGAUGAUGGCAGGAUUGCACUAUAUGCUGUUGACGCUAGAACUCAUCCAGCCGAAAAAACUACAGAAGCAGAAAGAGGGCGGGAAAGACGAAGAAUCGCGAGGAGAGGAGCUAAAUCCGUUACAGUCGGACUUUACACCGAGGUUCGAGCACGAGUUGCGUCGGUUCUUCUCGCGUAGAAAAGAGCUUCCGAGGGCAUUGGCCUCACUUGAGGCCUUUUCUAUUUCAGAAAAGGACGAUUACAACGCUUCAACAGAAGGCAGCCAGAGGCAGAUAACGUCCGACUCGGAAGUCAGGCAAGAGUUCUUUCUCAUUCUAUACCUGGAUCAUUUGCAGGAUGACUUCUUGAAGGCGACGCUGGAAUUGAUAAAGUUUGCAAACAGGAAGGUCGUAGAUGGAACGAUGAAGCGGAAUAGAUUGAUUUUUCCGAAACAGAAGACCAUUAAGGAAUGGUUCUCUCUCAAUUCUGAGACAGUCAAGGAAUCGAACGACGGGCGGUCAUCAAACGUCGACCCUCCCUCAAUCCAUGAAGAUGACGCACGCAGGCACUUCCCCGAUCCUGAGCACAUGCCUCCAACGAACCUCUUUGAGAAGGGAAGCAGGAUUUUGCGAUUCAUUUCACGUGCCAUCCGGUCUGAGCAGAGCGUCUUUGGCUUUCGUGUGGCUGCAGCAGCAUUCUCCGUUGGUAUUCUGGCUUAUUUGCAUCAGACACAAAACUUCUUCAUCCGACAACGAUGCAUCUGGGCCAUGAUUGUCAUUGUGAUUGGAAUGAACCCGACAAGUGGGCAGACGAUGUUUGGUUUUGUUGCUCGGAUCGCUGCUACCAUGAUUUCGUUGAUCUUGAGCUUCAUUGUCUGGUACAUUGUCGACGGGAAGACAGCAGGUGUAAUCGUGUUUCUGUAUCUUGCAAAUGUUUUUGAGUACUAUUUCUGGAUCAAAAUGCCUCAGUACUUCGGCGCGGUCAUAGUAUCCAUCGUUACGUUUAAUGUGAUAAUUGGUUACGAACUACAGGUCCGCAAACUCGGUCUUGAAGUAGCAACAUCCAAUGGCCAACCGUACUAUCCCAUCUACCUUUUUGGACCCUACAAACUGGCAGCCGUGGCAGCAGGCUGUGCCAUUUCCUUCUUCUGGGUUAUCUUUCCCUACCCCAUUACCGCCAAAUCACAAUUGCGAAAGGCCCUAGGACGGAGCCUCUUCGUGCUAGCCAAGUUCUACAGCUGCAUGCACGCAACCAUCGAGCUCUGGCUCAAGGAUGAAGUGGGCAACGUGCAAGACAUAGAAUUCGCCUCCUACAAACUCACAACCGCACGGCACCAAGUCUUCAAAGAGGAAAUGAUGCUCCUCAACACCCUCCGCAUGCACAGCCAUUUUACUUCCUUCGAGCCACCCAUCGGCGGCAAAUUCCCCAAAACCGUCUACGACAACAUCAUCGCCGAGAUCCAGCGGAUCCUUACCAGCAUGGCGCUAAUGGCUCACACAACGCAGAAUCUCGACAUCUUGACGCUGGAAAAGGGUAAUGGAAAGAACUCGGAGGAUAAAUGGGUCCGGCAAUUGGCGGCCAUUGCGCUGAAGUCGGCAGACUUCAGAUCACAUUCCACCACCUCUCUGCUCUGUCACUUGUCGGCUUCCGUGAUGAAUGUGCAGCCGCUACCGCCCUACCUGUCCGUGGGGCAGUCGUUUCCUCUGGCGCGACAGCUACAGAAAAUCGACCAGGAACUAUUGAGCAUCAGGCAUGUGGAGGAUCCCGCGUUUUCUGCAUUCGUUGCUCUGGAGGUUCUGAGGUCGGUCGUGAGUUUUAGCCUGAAGGAGUUAUUAAGCAACGUGAAGAGUCUUGUUGGAGAACUGAGUUUCGAUUUUCAUGUACAAUAUACAGGAGAAUACGCGGAAUCGACAAGGUUGAUGUCCGCGAGCAGUGAGGAGUAA